AGAAGAAUAAGAAGAAGCCGGAAGCAUGCAGCUUUGUCAGUUUUGUAACAACAGACUACCGCUGCACUUUGUAUGGAGCAAACACAGAUUGCGUCUUUCGUUAUGAGCUGAUGUCUGUGUGAGACGGUACCAUGGAGCCGUCAGAGUCAGGGGAGCUGGAUGCUCCCGGUCCCGGCCUAGAACAGAGUCCCAAACCCGAGCUGUCUGCAGCGAUGCGGGCUAAGAUCGAGAGAAACCGGCAGCAGGCGUUGAUGCUCCGGCAGGCGAGACUAGCGAGCCGCUCUUUGUCCGCCGUGGAGGGAGCGACCUUGGCCAAAGUGUCCAAGACCAUCGACUCCGGCGCCGGCUUCUUCAUCGACGAGGAGGAGGAAGCUCUGGAGGAGCAGAGGACCAGAAAGGUGGUGCAUCAGCCAGCUCCAGUGAUUGAGCCAGACUACCUGGUUUGUGAUGAAUGUGAAAAACCCUUCAUGGACUCAUAUCUGAGCAACAGCUUUGACCUGAGUGUCUGUGACAAGUGCAGAGAUAACGAGGAGAAACACAAGCUGGUCUCCAGAACUGAGGCCAAGGCGCACUACCUGCUGAAGGACUGUGACCUGGACAAGAGAGAGCCCCCCCUCAGGUUCAUACUGAAGAAAAACCCUCACAACCCGCGCUGGGGAGACAUGAAACUCUACCUCAAAGUACAGGUGGAGAAGAGAUGUAUGGAGGUGUGGGGUUCAGAGGAGGCUCUGGAGGAGGCCAGAGAGACAAGGGAGGAGAACAAAGAGGUGCAGAAACAAAAACGCUUCAACAAGAAGGUCAAAGAGCUGCGCAGGGCGGUGCGGAGCAGCAUGUGGACCAAAGACACCAGCGUUCACCAGCAUCAGUACGGAGCAGAGGAGGUGGUGGACCCGGAGGAGGACCUGUACAAGAAAACCUGCACCACCUGCGGACAUGAACUCACCUACGAGAAGAUGUAGACACACACACUCACACAUUCUGACUGUUACGGGUUCAGCCUGAGAGGAGCAGCUGCUUACAACUUCAAGAAAACCUCAGUCUUUCUGCAGCUUCAGUAUUUGUUUCUCCGGCUCGUUAAUGGAGCUCUCUGUCACACACAAGGGGCCAAAAUAACUCUUCUGACAUGUUCUCCCUUACCCCUGGAUUCCACCAGAUGCGUGGUCAGUCUGUCUCCGCUCCGUAUGAGCAGCAGAGCUGAUGCGUUUUGAUUUCUUUAUUCAGUGUUUGUGCUUCCGCUGGCUCCGCAGCAGCCGUUUGUUGACCUCGUGUAAAUCUAUUUAUAGCAUUAACGCUGCACAUUGCCUUUCUGGUCCGUUGCCUGUUGCAACACUUCCUGUUGUUGUAAAUAGAUUUCCUCUCACACUGAACAAACCAGGGAAGACACAAUGAUGAAACUUGAAAAUACCGUCUUGUAUAAAGACAUAACGACCAUAUCAGACACGAGCAGAAUGACAAAACCAGAAUUCAUUACAGAAUGUGAAGGGCAGUUUGAGUGAAGGGUCCCUUUCAAUGUCUUAGAAACGAGUUAUAAUCCAAACGUCCAAACUGUCCACCUGACAGGGAGCAGCAGAACGUGCUCCCUGUCAUCAUGUGGGGUGUAAAUGUUAUACUUCCAAUCACGUCUGUGUUCUUAAACCGUGUCCUGCGAGCAUUGGAGACCCCGUUGCAUUGCGCACAAUCACACUCCCCUGCUCGCUGUCCACACUACAUCCGUUAAAUAAUAAAUUCUCUGUGCUGUGAAUUUAAGUUUCCCAGAGGUGGACAAAAUGAAGUGUGGUGCUUUGUGUUGACUAGCUGUUCUCAGCCCUCAGCGUCUCCUCAGUAAGCAUCUCGCUGUGGACCAGAUAAAGUUUUUCUCCGGUGUUGACACAGGUCAAAGGUCAAUCGUGAUGUGGAUAUUAUUAAUGCACCGUUAUCUCCACUUUGUAAAACAAGUUAACGAGCUCUGCUGAGGGAGGAGAGAGUGUGUCAGAGCCUUGUAGAGCCCCCUCCUUCCUCCUUCCUCUUCCAUGAUUUGUGAGCGACAGAGAGGAGAAUAGAAACGGGGCGACCAGCUGUUAAGACACUCCGAUAGGAAACGAUAGAAUCAAGCUGAUUUUGUCACUGAUGCUCACUGUUACUGAACUCAACAGCAGGGAGAAGCAGUCCUGUCUCAUUCAUGCACAGAGCUUCCUGUUAGAUUCACCAACCUUUGUUACGGUUCGAUUAUCUCCUUGUUCCCUCACAAACACUCAUCAUCACAAAUCAUAAUUUCAGAGUAAAAGCAGCAUCUGGUUUAAAUGACGUCUGGUGCUGUGGGUUUGAUCUCUGAUGACUGCAGUGACAUUCAACAUGUUUAAAUGAACUGAAUUAAAGAGCAGAACGGUUUUUCUACUAAA
Molecule: messenger RNA, 2378 nt
Organism: Labrus mixtus (cuckoo wrasse)
Lineage: Eukaryota; Metazoa; Chordata; Actinopteri; Labriformes; Labridae
Gene: xpa
Product: xeroderma pigmentosum, complementation group A
Exons: 5
Coding region: 132-959 (275 amino acids)
Biological process (GO): base-excision repair; nucleotide-excision repair involved in interstrand cross-link repair; UV-damage excision repair
Cellular component (GO): nucleotide-excision repair factor 1 complex
Molecular function (GO): damaged DNA binding
Source: RefSeq, a predicted model, not a curated record